AUGCAUGUCCCUCCUCGCCUGUACUCUGUAACCCGGAACCAGGUGAAGUCCUUCGUCGCCUAUGACGCGCUCUUACACUCUGGUGAAGACCGUGCUGACUACCCUGUCCCCCUUGGUUAUGACGACUUUGUGUUUACGUUCAACUUCAACGAGCCCGAGAUUCUCGUGAAGUUCACCACCGUUGACGCCGACAACAUUGUCAAGGUCAACGGACCCGCAGUUACUGUCCCCUUCCUAGUCGGGGAAGAUGAAGCACCACCCACACUUCCUGACGCGGCUCAGCCCGUCACCACCACCGUUGAACCGGCCUUCGACCCGGACGGGGGUCAUUGGCUUAACAAGCAUAAGGCCAAGCUUAUUGACGACACUCUGUGGGAUAACCUAGCCAGGUCCCAUCGUCAGAACUUGCGUCGUGACGAGGCCAUUAAAGCACGCAAGGAAAAGAGACGGGGACCCUUCCCACCUUUGUCAUACACGCCCGGAGUUCCUCACCCCCCUCCUAACACCAAUAACACCCCCUCCAGCUCGCGUGCCCUGGCAGUGGGCGGCUCUAGUUGA
This is a messenger RNA of Suillus discolor, 558 nucleotides long. RefSeq lists its product as uncharacterized. The transcript has a single exon. NCBI's taxonomy places the organism in Eukaryota, Fungi, Basidiomycota, Agaricomycetes, Boletales, Suillaceae. The record is from RefSeq and is a predicted model, not a curated record. The coding region runs from base 1 to 558 and encodes 185 amino acids.